Messenger RNA from Ictidomys tridecemlineatus (thirteen-lined ground squirrel), 4258 nucleotides. NCBI's taxonomy places the organism in Eukaryota, Metazoa, Chordata, Mammalia, Rodentia, Sciuridae. The record is from RefSeq and is a predicted model, not a curated record.
GUUGUUGCCGUGUUUGAGGGGGACAAGGACAGCUCGGGACUCCAGAAGAAAUGAACAUUUCUUUCUAACGUGGGUUCCCCGCCCUCCUGUCUUUUCCCGGAUGGUUUUCCAAUUUUAGGAGUCUUAGAAAGCUCUAGCCCUCAUGCCAGGAUGGCAGAAGAUGAGCCUGAUGCUAAGAGCCCCAAGACUGGGGCAAGGGCCCCACAAGGUGGUGCUGAGGCUGGGGAACCCACAACCCUUCUCCAGAGGAUCCGAAGUACCAUUUCCAAGGCCGUACAGAACAAAGUAGAGGGAAUCCUGCAAGAUGUUCAGAAAUUCUCAGACAAUGACAAGCUGUAUCUCUACCUUCAGCUCCCCCCAGGUCCCAGCACUGGAGAAAAAAGCUCAGAGCUAAGCCCACUCACCAAUGAGGAGUACAUGUAUGCCUAUCGGUGGAUCCGCAACCACCUAGAAGAGCACACAGAUACCUGUCUGCCAAAGCAGAGUGUUUAUGAUGCCUAUCGGAAGUAUUGUGAGAGUCUUGCCUGUUGCCGCCCACUCAGCACAGCCAACUUUGGCAAAAUCAUCAGAGAGAUCUUCCCUAACAUCAAAGCCCGAAGGCUUGGUGGCCGGGGUCAGUCUAAGUACUGCUACAGUGGCAUAAGAAGGAAGACCUUGGUAUCUAUGCCACCCCUGCCUGGACUGGACUUAAAGGGUUCUGAGAGUCCAGAAAUGGGUCCAGAAGUAACCCCCGCACCUCGGGAUGAACUGGUAGAGGCAGCCUGUGCCCUAACCUGUGACUGGGCAGAGCGAAUCCUAAAGCGGUCUUUCAGUUCCAUCGUUGAAGUCGCCCGCUUCCUGCUACAGCAGCAUCUCAUCUCUGCCCGAUCUGCACAUGCCCACGUGCUUAAGGCCAUGGGGCUUGGUGUACCCUCCUUCACCCUCACUUUAUCAUCUUUUCUGGGCACCUCUGCAGAAGAGGAUGAACAUGCCCCUCGGGAACGGUCAUCUAAAUCCAAGAAUGGAGUAGAGAACCUGGAGGGGGGAGCCCAUAAGAAACCAGAGAAACUGGCCCAGUCUCCAAAGGAGUUGGAAACCCGGGCUGGGCCCAGCCCUCCAGCACGUGGAGAGCGCAAGAAGAGCGUAAUUGAGAGCUCUGCACCAUCAGCCAGUAACCCGCAGGUCAAUGCCCUAGUGGCCCGGCUGCCUUUGCUCCUUCCCAGGGCCCCUCCCUCACUUGUUCCACCAAUCCGAGUUUCCUCACCCAUCCUGGCCCCCAAGCUUUCUUCAGGCACCCUACUGCCCCUGCCCAGUAGGGCUGGGGGACCCCAGGCAGCUGUGCCUAUCAUUAACAUGAUCUUACCAACAGUUCCUGCUCUGCCUGGACCUGGGCCAGGGCGAGCUUCACCUGGGGGACUCACUCAUCCCAGGGGCACAGAGAACAAGGAGGUAGGCAUAGGUGGUGACCCAGGACUCCAUGAUAAGGGUGUCAAGAGGACAGCUGAAGUACCUGUGAGUGAGGCCAGUGGACAGGACACACCAGCUAAAGCAGCAAAGCAGGAUACAGAGGAUAUAGCAAGUGAUGCCAAAAGAAAACGGGGGCGUCCUCGAAAAAAGUCAGGUGGAAGUGGGGACAGAAAUUCCACCCCCGAGAAGUCAGCAGCUGCCAUGGACUCUGCCCAGUCCUCGAGGUUACCAUGGGAGACAUGGGGCUCAGGAGGGGAAAGCAACUCAGCUGGAGGAUCAGAGAGGCCAGGGCCAGGGGUAGAGGCUGAGCAGGGAACAAUGUUUGCCCAAGCUCAGGAAGAUGGUGCCGUUUCCAAAGGAGGAAGGGGCCCCAGUUCCCGGCAAGCCAAAGACGUAGAAGAUAAAAUUCCUCUUGUCACCUCAAAAGUGAGUGUCAUCAAGGGCAGUAGAAGCCAAAAGGAGGCUCUUCAGUUGGUAAAGGGAGAGAUAGAUGCGGCAGCACAGGGUAAUAAAGUCUUAAAGGGGCAUGUGCAUCAAAGUUCUUUAACCCAUGAGUGUAAAGACCCAGAAGCAACACCCCCAUGAUACUGUGGAGAAGAGUGUCUGUUGUCCAUAUAUUAACUCUGCCUGCCUGCCUGGUAGAAGCCCUUCUUCACUGCACUUGCUUCUCAUUUGCUAUUCUUUGCCUAAGGUAGUCAUUCUCCUCUGUAAGGACAACUGAGUCGCCCAGUCUUACAGAGUGCCUGGUGGCUGCCUCUAACCUUUCCAGCUUAAUACCUUGGCUUUAGUGUAACCAAUAAAUCUGUAAUGACCUUACCUGAAUCCCUGUGCUCUCCUGUGGGAACACAGGGAUGGGUAAGUAUGAUGGAUAUAUAGGUUAGAGAUUUUCUGGUUUUCAAUAUAGAAAAACCUAACUCAAACUGGCUUAAGAAAAAAGAAUUGCUGGGUGUGGUGGUGCAUACCUGUAAUCUCACUACUUGGGAGGCUGAGGCGGGAGGAUUAUCAGUUUGAGGCCAGCCUAGGCAACUAGAUCAGGCAAUUUAGGGAGACCAUGUCUCAGAAUAAAGGUAUAGGCAGAAAAAAGUGACAGAGACACUUGGGGGUGAGGGUUGGUGGGUAGAGAAAGUAAAAAGGAUUUACUGUGUAUAACUGGAAAAUCCAGAGGUAGUGCCAGAUCCAGUGAAGCUUGAUCUGGUUGCUCAGUAUGUCUCUAAAUAUCUGAUUGGUUUUUAAUCUCACUGCUCAGCCUAAUGUAAAAUCAUCUUAAGUCUGGGCUACCUCAUAGCUACCAGCACUCCUAGGAUUAUGUUUACUCAUUUAUGUCUAGCCAGAAAGAGAAGGUAUCAUUGUGCCUGAAAAUCCUGAAGAUUGAUUCUGAUUAGUCCAGCCUGGGUCAACAUCCACCCCUCAGUGUGGCCAGUAGGAUGAUACAUUAAGUUGCUUAUUCUAUACCAUGGACCAUACCAUUGGGGAAAAGGGUGGUGGAAUCAGAGUCCCCACAUGGAGACUGGGCAAGGGGAGUUGCUAGGAGGCAGCUGACACCCAACUACAACUACAAAGUGCAUGUGGUCUUGCCUUGCUGGGCUAAGACCAGCUAGGGCUGCUUCCUUUCUCAGUCUUGUAUUUCCCUUCCUGUAACUUUAACUUCUUUCUUCUUGUGCCAGUCUCAGAAGGAAGGAGAGGGAAUUCAUUCUUUAGGGACUCUUCUCAGUCUUACUUAGAUGGCACCAUCUUUUUUUCCACCUAUGGAGCUCUUUCCAUUUCCUGUUUGAACUUUCUCCUCAUUUUUGCUUCCCUGUCUCCUUACUGACACUUUCACCAACUAGAGUGAAAGAUUUACUUCCUAGUCAUUUCUCUAAAUUCAUUCUGCGUCCACCAGGUGUCAGUCUCUUAUACAUAAUCAGGACUGACUUGGCAAGACUGGGGUUUAGGCUAGAGGUGUGGAAGGACGUUCUGCAUGUCUGGGAGCACUAAAGGAAGGAGUUCCAGACCUUCCGCCUGUGUCCCUGGGAAAAGCAGUAAACCAACUCCUUUGUUCUCUACAUAGGGUAGCUUUGGUCAGGGAAUCUUGGUUCUUCCCAAGAAAUAUGGAUUUGUUUCAGGGAGAUACUCAUUUGCCCAUUUGUUUCCAUCACAGCAGAUUUUUUUAAAAAAUAUGUAAUAUUUGAUAUAUAAAGAAUAUAUGUAACAUGAGUAAAUUAUGAAAUAUAAUAAUAAAAUGAGUAACUAUGAUCCUGUACUCGAUUCACACAUUUAAAAUACCAUUGAGUUUUUGAUCCUCCCGAUCUUGUCCCCCUUUAGAGGUGAACACUGUCCUUAAUUUUGUGUUUAUUAAUUAAUUGUUUUAUAUAUAUAUGUUUUAACCACAUGUAUACUUUAAAAGUAUAUUGUUUAGUUUUGCUUGUCUUUUAGCUUUACAAAAAUGUUACUCUACUACUACCUUGAUGUUUGCCUUUUUGCACUUACCAUUGUUUCUGAGAUUCAUCCAUGUUGUAAUAGCUGCGAUUAACCCAUUUUCAUCUGUAUAAUAUUACGUCAAGAGCAUAAACUACAAAUUCUUCACCAUUCACCUCUCAAUGCAUAUUUGGGCUGUUUCCAGAUUUUUGCUAUUAUGACAAUGCUGCUAUGAACAUUCUUGUACAUGUUAGUGCCUUUGUUUUUAGCAAGAUUUCUAAAAAGGUUUCUAAGAUGGACCUUUUGAUGGUACACCUUUUGAGCUGGAAAUUUUCCCUCGUUUUAUUCUCUGGAUGAGUUUAUAUCAGAAUGAAAUGAACUGUUCUUGAAUGUUUGGUAAAACUCACCUAUAAAGCCA